AUGGCUGAGGCGGUAGGCCUCGCCGCAAGCCUCAUCGCUAUCAUCGACCUGUCCGCGAAGGUCGCGAAGGUCUGUUCCGACUACUCCACCGCCGUCGGAAAUGCUAGGGCCGACAUCACACGCCUCCAGAGUCAGCUGGGCAACCUAGGCGAAUACCUCCAAGGAGCUCGGCGUCUUCUCGAUGACCCGAAUAAUCAAUCGCUUGCAACGUCGCGAAAAUUGGUGGACUCUGUCGAUGGCUGCACGUCAGAGCUGGUCCAAGUGCAGAACAGGCUGGAUCCGGGCAAGGCCCGCAAGGCGAUGCGGCGUUUUGGACUUCGUGCCCUCAGGUGGCCGUUCGAUAGCAAGGAGGUUACCGAGAUCAUCUCUAACCUAGAGCGCUAUAGCCAAACCAUUAUGCGGUGUCUGCAAAUCGACUAG
Molecule: messenger RNA, 420 nt
Organism: Fusarium falciforme
Lineage: Eukaryota; Fungi; Ascomycota; Sordariomycetes; Hypocreales; Nectriaceae
Exons: 1
Coding region: 1-420 (139 amino acids)
Source: RefSeq, a predicted model, not a curated record